Molecule: messenger RNA, 2844 nt
Organism: Monoraphidium neglectum
Lineage: Eukaryota; Viridiplantae; Chlorophyta; Chlorophyceae; Sphaeropleales; Selenastraceae
Product: Serine/threonine-protein kinase ppk16
Exons: 17
Coding region: 1-2844 (947 amino acids)
Biological process (GO): protein phosphorylation
Molecular function (GO): protein kinase activity; ATP binding
Source: RefSeq, a predicted model, not a curated record
AUGGGGUGCGGUAGCUCCCGGCCCAAGGCGGACGUGAGCCAGCUGCUGGGACGCUUCACAGAAGGCAGUGGCGAGCGAGACGCGCCGGUGCACGCGCUGCGAAAGGCUCUGCACCUGAUCGCAGCUGACUGCAAUGCUUCCUACGCCAGCUUGACGGUGCUGUCUGCGGACCAUGCGCACUUCAUGACGGUCGGCGCCGUCGGCAGCUGCUCGGCAGCUGUGUCGCUGCCAGUCCUUGCUGCACUGCUGCCCGCAAACUGCAGCAGCCUCGAGCCAGCCUUGAAGGGUGACGUAGGAACUAUGCCCAUCGGCGGUGCCGGCAGCCGCGACAGCGGCAGCGGCGGGAUCGUCAGCUGGCGCGCGCCCGGGGCCGGCGGCGUCCCAGCGGGCGCGCCGCCGCCGGAGGACUGGCGGCCGCUGGCAAAAGCGGGGCUCAGGGCGAUCCAUGGCGUGUGCAUCAGGGGCGGCCUGAAAGAGCAGCUGCUUGGAAUGCUCAAUGUGGGGUACACAAAUCCAGAGGACCAGGAGCUGAAGGGUGCCAUCUUCCAGACGUAUCUGGCGCUUGUGGGCGCCACCGUGUCUGCCGUGGCGAAGGAUGCGGCGCUGCAGCACUACCUGGCGUUGUCGCGGGAGCUCCAGGCCGCACAGUCCCUAGACGCCGCCGCGCACUCGGCGCUGCAGCGGAGCCGCGCGGUGCUUAAGGGGCGCGGCCCAGGCGCCGGCGGCGGCGCGGGGGCGCACCUGUGGCUGCGGCUGGCGCUGGUCAGCUCCGACAAGAGCGCGGCGAUGCUGUUCGACGACCUCACGCAGGCUGCGGCGGUGCGCGGCCACCGGCGGCCGGCGGCGACGAACAGCUUUAGCGGCAGCUUCACGCUGGUGCAGCGCAUCCAGGCGGCCGGCGGGCUGCUGCGCACAAACAUCCCCAUGCGCAGCACGAUACUGCGGAUCGCGCUCACCAACAAGAAGCAGGUGCUGAUUCCCGACGUCCAGAAGCUGAUCAACCAGCUGGGCGCCGUCAACACUGACCUCUUCGCCAGCCGCCACGUGCGGCCACCCACCAGCGUGCUGCUGCUGCCGCUGCGCGCGAGCGGGCACGGCAUAUAUGGGGGCAUCUACUGCCUCAGCGACGUGCAGACCGAGUUCACCGACAUCACAGCCCACCUGAAGGAAGUCGCCGAUCUGGUGGGCAGCAGCCUCUUCCGCUGCCUCUCCGGAGACUUGAAGGCCGAGUACGAGGACGUACUGGCGCUGACAGCGGAUGCGAUCCUGUCGCCAGACGCGCUCGACGGCUCUGGCCAUGCUGCGGAUGGAGCGGCCGCGUCGCCGCGCGGGGCGCCAACCCCUCCAAGCAAGGACUCUUGUGGCGCGGCGGCUGGCGCCCUCAACAGCAGUGGCGGCAGGACGCCCCGGGUCAGCGGCGGGGCCUCCGCGCCCGCCGCCCGCGGCGGCGGGAGCGGCUUCUCCACAGGCCCUGGGCGCGACUGCGUCGGCGGCGGCGGCGGCGCCACCGCGGAUGCCUACGAGCUGGGCAGCACAGUCAGCACCACGGGCGGCAGCGUGGUAUCUGCCGGCUGCGGCAGCUUCUCAGCCCCGGCAAACACUGCAGGGCGGAGCUUUGUCGCGCGCCAGGGCGCCAGCAGCACGGGCGCGCUGGUGACGGGCAUUACUGAGAAGCUGAACCAGCGGCGGCUGGAGGCGGCGAUGCAGGACACAGAGGGGGGAGACCUCCGGGACCUCCAGCUCACCGCCCAGAUCGGCGAGGGCGGCUUUGCGCGCGUGUUCCGCGGCCUGUGGCGCGGCCAGGUCGUGGCCGUCAAGGUUGUCGCGUCAGGGGGCCCCGGCAACGAGCGCAGCGUGAUGAAGAACGCGCACGAGAUAGCCAUCCUUUCGGCCCUCAGCCACCCGAAUAUACUGCAGGCUUACACGUGCCUCACCGACAUGCGCGUGCGCGACGUCAUCGCGUCGUGCGUGCGGCACCCGAGCGAGGCGGCGCGCGCCGAGCUCGAGGCGUGCCUGACGGCGGGUGGGUCCAACAGCUGCGGCGCGGAGCAGGACGCAAACUGCCAUAUCGAGGUCGUCGAGUACUGCGACCUCGGAAACCUCACACACGCCAUCCGCAACAACGCGUUCCGCCUGCCGCCCGCCGCCGAUUUCGAGUGCGCCUCCAUUGACGCACUCCCCGGCCUCUCCCCGCACAACCGCGCACCCACGCCCGCCGCCGCCGCCGCCGCGGGCUGCCCGCAGCCGCCCCCGGCGCUUGAAGCGCCGGCAGAGCUGCACAGCCCCGGGCACGGCGCGCGGCCGGAAGGCAGGGAGGCGCGAGACCGCGAGCGGGAGCAGCGGGAGGCGCAGGAGGCGCUGAGGGUGAACCUCACGACGCUGCUGCUGACGCUGCUGGAGGUGGCUGGCGGCAUGGCCUACCUCCACCGCAUGGGGGUGGUGCACUGCGACCUCAAGCCUGCCAACGUGCUGCUGAAGAGCUCGAGCGUGGACAGGCGGGGGUUCACGGCAAAGAUCUCCGAUUUUGGGCUGUCGAGGGUGGAGGACGACGACUCGUGCGCCACGUUCCCUUUCAACAGCUGCGGCACGGCCGCGUACGUCGCACCAGAGGCCCUUGUCACGAGCAAGAAGGUCAACUCCAGCGUGGACGUGUACGCGUUCGGCAUCAUCAUGUGGGAGCUGCUGACCGGGCAGCGCCCCUACGGCAACAUGCAGCAACAACAGGCGAGCGCCGCCGCCACAGACACGGCCAGCGUCGGCAAACAGGCCCCUUGGCGUGGUGGAGGAGGUCGUGCUGCGGGGCCUGCGCCCAACCUUCCCAGCCGGCACCCCGCCUGCCUUUGA